Talaromyces rugulosus is the source of this 1671-nucleotide messenger RNA. RefSeq lists its product as uncharacterized. Gene Ontology annotation, biological process: regulation of DNA-templated transcription. Lineage: Eukaryota; Fungi; Ascomycota; Eurotiomycetes; Eurotiales; Trichocomaceae. The record is from RefSeq and is a predicted model, not a curated record. Gene Ontology annotation, molecular function: DNA-binding transcription factor activity, RNA polymerase II-specific; zinc ion binding. The transcript has 2 exons. Bases 1 to 1671 code for a protein of 556 amino acids.
AUGCUGGCUGAAUCGAUCUCACAGCUGGCGCAACUGACUGGAAUAAUGACUGUUGCGGCCCCGCAGGCUAAGAAACUCACGCGCGAGAGUGCUUCCAAAGUGCGCACCGGUUGUCAGACUUGCAAGAUCCGACAUAAGAAAUGUGACGAAACCCGUCCAGCGUGCCGCAUGUGCACCAAUACCGGACGGACAUGCGAUGGUUAUCAGACAGGUCCCGAUCGAAGGACGCGCGCAUUUCGCAGCAAUCGCAAUGCCAGGGUGGUGACAAUGCUACCUGCUAAUGGAAACGCCCUAGAAAGACUUGCCCCUGUUGCCAUUGCUGCAGCUCCACGGCCAAAUAUGGUCUCUGGGUCUGGGCCCUUGUUCUACAUGGCCGAUGCUAGUCGCUUCAGCCUGACUCAGGAUGAACGCCACUACCUCAACUUCUUCAAACUACGCACCGUCUCUCAGUUCUCUAGCCAAUUUGGCCGUGUAUUCUGGCUGCAGAUGAUUCCUCAGAUGGGCGAAUCAGAGCCCGCCCUGCGACAUGCUUCCAUCGCCAUGGGUGCUUUGCAUUGGAACUUUGUAGAGAAAAGGUCUAGCGCCAGGGCUUCGGCCAAUGACCCUUUUGCCCUACAGCAGUGCAACAGGGCCAUCUCAUAUCUGAAACAUGAGCUUACUGACAAAAGCCGUGCGCAUUUAGAGAUAGCCUUGGUCACGUGUAUCAUGUUCAUCUCAUUCGCCCUGUGUCAGGGAGACUACUAUGCCGCCAGUCGUUUGCUCGAGGGAGGCUCGAAGCUGUUACGAGACUGGCUGGCCAUAAACCCGGACCCUAACUCUUCCAUUAGGAUAAUAUUUAUCAAGGCGUUUACUCACAUAAAUUUUUAUUUUUUAAUAUUUGCAGACCCCGGGCUAUUUUCUUCCCCGUCCGGCGAGAAGUCAGCCGAUAUUUCCAAAGUCGAAAAUUUUCUCUCUGGGCUGUCUGCGCCUAUUGAUAACUUGGGUAAAGCAGGCGGCAUGAUUUUCCAUCUUUGUGCGCUAGCGAUGCAAGAAGACCCGAGGGUGCGUGUUUUGACAAACAACAAGCGGCAUUCGAUUCUGGCCAAGCUACAAACAUGGACAAAGGAGUUCAGCGACUCCUCUGCGAAUUGUGGCGGCGUCUCGCUACUGAAAAACAAUCUCGCCUUCAACGUCCUCCAGAUGUGGACCGAGUUCAUUUAUAUCAUGAUAGCCGCAGAGCAGUGGCCAAGCGAUCGCGGUGAAAUGAAAUACGACAUGUUCCAACACCGCUUUGAGCGAGCGCUCAGCCUGGCCAAGGAGCUCCUAAACUCGGGCUUUUUCCAGUCUUCCACACCUACAUUCUCUAUCGGGACGGGUAUUAUACCCCCUCUGUUCUUCUGUGCGUACAAGUGCCGUGAUCCCUUCUUGCGACGGGAGGCCUUGGUCUUGUUGCGUGGAUGGCAAUUCCAGGAAGGUAUUUGGGAGACGCCGACGGCGGCCUAUGUCUUGGAAAAGAUCAUCGAGAUUGAGCGCAGAGGCCUUUCGCAAGAAGAAAUUGUCCCCGAGACUAGACGUAUCGAGUCUAUGCGUGUGGAAAUACUGCCCGGCAGUCAGAGCAUCCGGUUAUGGUUCCGUCGAUCUCAGCUGUAUAACAGCACUGAUUGGGAGAGCGAAGUAGUGAUAUUUUCUUAA